This is a messenger RNA of Paramecium tetraurelia, 7401 nucleotides long. RefSeq lists its product as uncharacterized. NCBI's taxonomy places the organism in Eukaryota, Ciliophora, Oligohymenophorea, Peniculida, Parameciidae. The record is from RefSeq and is a predicted model, not a curated record. The transcript is spliced from 4 exons.
AUGAAUUCUCUUUAAAUUUAAUUAGUACUUUUACUUCUUUUUGUUUGUGUUCAAAGUAUUGAUUAAUGCAAAGAGUAUGACACCUAUAAAGCUUGCAUUAACAGCGACGUAGAAUAAUGCAUGUGGCUCAAUAACAGAAAUCUUUGCUAAAAAACCAAUGACUAUUUAUAAGGCUGCAGUAUAACAAUGAAUAAGAGAGCAUGCGUCAAACAAAUUGGCAACGCCUAAGGUUAACCAGCUAAAUGUCGUUUUAUCAAUGUAUGCGAAGUAAUUCCAAAUAUCAAAACAGAGGAAUGCUUGAACAAUCUGUCAAAAUACGGCUGCAUAGCUAUUCAAAACCCAGAGUAGAUUUGCUAUUGGAAGGAUGAUAAAUGUUAAGUAUUAUAUCAAAAUCAAUGGAGUUAAGUUCAAAAGGAUUUUGAUUCAGUAGCAUAUAGUGCAUCUGCUUGUUUUUUAAUUGAGAGUUAUUUAAUAAUACACAAUACUAUCUUAUGGGAUUUAAUAUCAUAUACUCCUAAUUUGUAUGACGAAGCAGAUAGAAUCUUGAAAAAGGAAAAGGGUUUAUAAGUUGAUGGCGAUAUAGUUUUUGAUAAUCCAAAUACAGUAUCUUUGCAAAACAACUAUUAAUUUUCGAAUGGAUCAUAUGCAUGGUAUACUAUUAGAGAGUCUAAAGAAAUUAAAUUAAGCAAUCUGUAGAAAUCGUAUCGUUACAGAGUAGGAUGUAUAGCAAUAGAAAUAUAAAAUGAUGCUGAUUAUUUGAAUCUUUUAAGGUUAACAGACGAGGUUAGAGGGAUCAAUCAUAUUUAUUGCAAAUACUUAAAUUAAAACCCAACGAUAUCAAACCAAUAUGUAUACUCAAAUAGAGUUUGCAAAAUGUUUAACAAAGAAAAUUUGAAUAAUUAAAAUAAAAUUUUGGAAUUGGAUUUGGGUUGUAAGUCCAUCGAUUAUUUUCAAUGCAUUUAUUAUUAUUCGAAUACAAAUACUUGCAGAUUGAAAGCAACAGAAUACGAAUAUCCUUGUGUGAAUUAAGAAAAUGAUUAUGUUGCUGAUUGUCUAAAAGGUUAUUGUACAGUUAAAUAAUGUUCCAAAUUAUCUGAGUAUUAUAUGGAUACGUCAACCAAUAGAUGCAGUAAAAGUUGUUCUUUAUUUACAAUCAAAACCUAAUCUUCUUGUGAAGCAAUAAAGGGCUGCAAAUUUUUAGGAGCAAAUAGCAUAUUUGAUGUUAGGAUUUGCGGUCCUUAAAAUGGAUGUAAUUAGUUAGGUAUGUAAAAGUCUUAUUGUCGAUCAAUUUUGGAUUAAUGCGGAUGGGAUCAGCAAUAGUAAAGAUGUUUUAGAGUACCAGAGGAAGAAUUUAAAUUGAUGAAAUGCAGCGAAGCAUAUAAUGGAAAAUCAUGCAUGUCGGUGGCAUUAAGCGAUUAGGUGUGCUAUUGGGAUUUUUUGAGAGGCAUAUGUUACAAUAUUGUGGAUUCUCCAAUAUUGAUUUCUCAUAGUGCAGUGACGGAUUAGGAAAUACUUAUCACAGGCAGAUAUCGUGUAACUGUCAGUAAUCGAAACUUUUGCAAAUAUCAAUAAAACGUAGCAUCAGAAUACUUACCUCUUUUAGGCAAAUGUACAAUAGAAUCAUCGAGAUUUCUUUAUGACUUUAAGUAAAUCAAUAGUUAUUCUUGCCUCAUGUAUUAAUCUGGAUAUUGUAAAUGGGAUUCCUAUGAGUAGAUUUGUAUAAGCAUUCCUGAAACUGAAGUUAGUGAAUUAAACUGUGUCGAGCAAGUGCUUGUUAAUGAGAAAGUAUGUCAAUUAGCAAAAACAAAUCCUGACAUGAUUUGUAUGUAUGAUUCAGAAAACAAUUCUUGUAAGGAAAUAACAAAGACUGAAUUUGAGCUUUAUGGAUGUGAAGGAAAUGGGUUUUCAUAGGAAGCAUGUGUAAGUAAGUAGAAGCUUGGAGAAGUGUGUCAAUUUUCAGCUGGAAAAUGCAGAUUCAUUUCUGAAUCUUACAUUAAUUCAAUUCUAUGUUCCUCCCUUUAGAAUGUAAAUUCUUAGGUUUGUUAAUUAUAUUCAUCUUCUUCUAAAGUGUGUUUAUAUGAUGAAACCACUCAUUCUUGUUACACUCCCAGUAGCUACACUAUAUUGAGUUACUCUGAAAACCUAAAUCGUUAUGGUUGCCAAUAGGUCCAAGGUUCUCUUACCCUAUUUAGUUUAGAUUUGAAAAAAUGCAUUUAGAUAAGUAAUCUGAAUACUUCUUUAUUAUCAAAUUUAGAAUGCGCAUCAAAUUUUGUAAAUCAAUAAACAUGUUUGUCAAUUAUAAAAACUGAUUAAAAUUGUUUUUGGGAUGCCUCGUCAAAGCAAUGUAAAAAAUACACUGGAUAUUUUAUCAAUUGUUUAGAGUAUGCAAAUUAUAAUUCUCGAGUAUGCACAGCACUUGCCUCAGAUAUGAGCAAAUAAUUUAUGAAAGACAACUAUUGUGUCUUUGAAGAUAACACUUGCAAAAGCAAAUCAAAUACAAUUACAGAUUGCGGAGAAUCUGAAUAAAUGAAUAUACAUAGAUGUAGUGGGUUAACAGGAUUGAGUCAAACAGGGGAAUAUAUUCAAAUGUGCGCAUUUGUAAACAACAAAUGCAAGACUUUAAUUGACAAUUCUAUGAAUACCUAUAUUGACUUAAAUACAAUUACUUGUCAGUAAGCUAAUUUGAAGGCAUGUACAAGAGUAGAAACGAAUGGAUAAUAUUGUUAAUUGAUUGAUUAUGUCUCCUCCAAUAUGGUUAUAAUAGAUAAGAAAUGUGUAUCCAUAGUCACGACCACAGAAACUUGUACUACUAUCAAGACCAAUUAUGCUGUAAAUUUGAUUAAUCCUAAUCAUUGUUCAAGGGCAAGUGAUAGUUGUCAGUAUGAUGCAACUAAUGGAUGUACAUCCCCAACGAACACUAAUUUAGAAUGCAAUACUUUAGGGUUGUCUUAUUUGGGAUGUAUACUAAAUACACAAAAUCAUAGAUGUGCUUUUAUGAAGAGCAAAUGUCAAUAUUUAACAUAAAAUUUAAUCGUUUCUGAUUGUAAAUACUUAAAUCAAUUCUCUUGCUCUUACUAUGCAUUCAUUAAAUGCUAUUGGAAUGGUUCACUUUGUGCUGCUUCUACUAAUGAUACUACACAAUAUGGAAGUGAGUACAAUUGUUCUCUAAAUACAAGCAGUACUUUUAUAGUCUCGGAUGGAUUAACAUGUUAAUUAAUAUAAUAAUCUAAUUAUGAAUAAUAUUCCUGCGAUAGUAAAUUAAAUCAAUUCGCGUGUGGUUCAAUACCAAAUCAAUAUUGUUUAUUUGUUUAAAAUAAGUGCUAGUUUUAUAGAUCAACACCUUGUGAGGAUUCCUCAUAAACUUGCAGUGACAAUAAUUCUGUAAAUUUGAAAUGCGUAUAUAAAGAUAGUAAAUGUUUUGAUCAUCCUCAUACUUAUUAUAGUUGUGAUUUCUUUGACAAAUCCAAUUAUCAAUUUUGUCUGCAAUACCCUAAUUGUGUCUAUUUUAAUUAGAAAUGCUAAAAAGUCAAUUAGAUAUCUGUUUAUGAUUAUUGUAGUUCAUAGUCGUCAUCUGUACAGAAAUGUGUUCUUUAAAAUAAAUAGUUAGCUUGCUCCUGGUAAUCAGGAAAGUGUGUUGAUUUUAAAGACAAAGCUUGCCCCUCACUCAAUGGGUUCUAUUCAUUUAAUGUAUGCCAGCAAUUCCAAAAUUGUACUUAUGGAUUCGCCAAGAGAGGAUUGGGAUUUUGUUAUUCUGACAACAAUUUUGAGUCUCUAACGUGUCAAUAAUUAAACUAAGAUCUCUGUAUAGAGGAUUUAACUCAUCUAAACUCUUCUCUUUAAUGCUAUUGGGAUUAAUCAUGUAAAAAUGUAUAGAAUAACUAAAUUACAUAAUGUACUGAUCUAAGUGCUUUUAAAUCCAGUUAUGGAGCAUGUAAUUACUUUAAUUAAGAAUAAUGUAUGUAUUCAUUUGUAGAUUUCAAAUGUAAAUCAAUCUCAGAAUAUAACUCCACUACUUGUUAAGGAACUACAGCUAAAUAAUGUUCUUCAAUUCAGAAUACAUGUUAUUUUGAUGGAUCAAUUUGUUCAGUAUAAGGAGUCUAAAAUUAAAUAAAUAAAUAUGGAUGCAUUCAAUAAUCAGGAACUUGGAAGUUUGCUUAUUUUAAAUGCACCCAGAUAACUGAUGAAGUUUAAAAGAGUUGCAAUAAUCUCUCCAAGGAUGCUUGUUUAAGUGAUCUAACCAAAGAAAUAAGUUGUUAAUGGAAAGUGAAUAGAUGCUAGAGUGUUCUCUAAACACAAAACAAAUAAAUCACUUCUUGUGCAAAUCUAAAUCAAAGAGCUUGCUAAGAUGUUCGUUUAUCCAAUGUUUUCUGUGUUUGGAAUGGGACAUCAAAAAAUUGUGAUUCUCUGACUAUCUCAAAUACAGAUUGCGUUGCCUAGAAUCUUGCAGUAACUACAUCCAUGAGUGCAUGUAGUGGAUAAACCAAGAAGAAUUGUGCUAAAAAUUAUGACAAUACAAAAUGCACCGAAAUUAAUGUAAACCUUUCUAGUUGUAAUCUUUAUGGAUUAAAUAAAUAAGCUUGUAUUUAAUUAACAAGUGUGCCUUGCCAAUGGAUCUCAAUUAAUGAUGGAGGGUAUUGUGAAGAUGCAGAUUUAUAUUCAGCACAUUGCAAAGAUCUAAUUAAUAGGUAAGCUUGUCUUAAUGUUUAAACUACUGGAUAGGUUUGCAAAUGGGAUGAAACAACCUUAUCAUGUAAUGAUCAAGAGAUAAGUACCUGUGAAUCUGCAUCUAACCUUAAUUCACUUUAUGCUUGCAAUGCUGUGACGGAUGAACCCUGCUAAUAUGAUCCAAUCUCUAUGUUAUGCAGCAAAAUUCUUUAUAUUCCGAAAACUUGUUCCAUCAAUUUCAACAAAAAAACAUGUGAAAUGUGUUUAGAUAAUUGUGUCUGGUACUCAAAUCGAUGUAUUACUACUCCCUAAAAGAAUUGUUAACAAUAUGCAACCAAAUCAAAAUGUCUUGAAAGUGACUCGAUUAAUUGUCAAUGGGUAAACAACAUAUGUGCUGAUUUUAACUAAUUGGAUCAAACAAUAUUUUGUAAAGAUCUUCCUAGCAAUCUCAAUUAAGCAGCUUGCACAAACAAUGCUCGCGAUCCUUGCAGGUAUGAUAAAAAUUCACCAUCUUGUCUACCUGAUUAGAGUAUGUCGUUAUAUAUAAUUUAGAGGAUGAUAACAUUAAUGAUGAUGCAACCUGCUGAUUAUAAAUCUCCAAUUCUAAGUGGUAAGUGUGAAUAACUUCUCAUAAAGGAAUAUUGUUUAAAAUCUCGUAUUCCAGAUACAGCGUGCAUUUGGAAAGAUUCUACUUGCCAAAUGGUUACAGAUUUGAAUGAAAUUUCAUGUACUGACAAUCUUAAUUUUUGGGGAUGUUUGAAUGUAAAUAAGGAAGGUGAAUUGUGUUUUUGGAGAGAUUAAAAAUGUCUGAGAUGGUUCCCAACCAUUACUACAUUGGAAAAUGUAAAUAAGAAUGUAUGCAAGUACCAUAGUGUUAAUCGUGUUUAUGAAAGAAAUUCCUGCGUAAAGAAAGACAUCUCAACUAUCUUAUGCACAUCUGAAGGAAUCAGCAAAUAAACAUGUUUAUCAAUCCCAAAUCAACAAUGUUAAUGGACUAAUUAGUGUGUUGAAUUCACUGUAUCAAAAGAACAUUAAUGUUCAGAUUUCAAAGAAGUAUCGUCUUAUGUUUGUCAAAUGAUCCCAAAUAUGGCUUGUGUAUAUGAUGAAGGAAAUAAAAGUUGCAUUGAUUUUUCAAAUGAUGCUGUUGGCUUAGGAGUUUCAAAAAAGGCAUGUAUUAAGAAUAAGAGAAUCCCUUCUCAUUGGAAUGGAACAGUUUGUUAAGUAGUAACUGAUAAAAUUGAAUGCGAUUCUUAAUUAAUCGUCAAUGCAUAUACAUGUAGCAAUCAGGUUCAUAAUAUACCAUGUAUUUAUGAUACCAUCAACAAUCAAUGCACAAGUCUAAUUAAUGUUUGGUCAUUGAAAUGCAAUACUGAGGGAUUGAAUUUUUUAGGCUGUGUUUAACUUAAACAAGAACCAUGUAUUUUCAAAGAUAAUAAGUGUCAGCUAUUUCGUGAAAUGUAAAGUAGUUGUAUGUUCUUGAGUCAAGUAAAUCCCAAAGCAUGUGCAUCCAUUAUGGAUCAUUAUUGUUCAUAUGAUUCGAUCAAUCACAAAUGCUAAAGUGCAUAAGUCCCUUAAAGUAAUUGUAAUAUUGAAGGAAUAAACAAGAAUGUUUGCACUAAAAAUGAACUUUGUCUGUGGAACCAAGAUAAUUUAGAUUGUAAAUGCAAAUCUGUAUAGGAAACAGAAGUUUGCUAAUAAUCAAAUGUAGCUAAAUGCAAAUCUUAAAGCAGAUGCUAUUUUGAUUUAGACUAAUAUAGGUGUGUGAAGAAAUAAUGUUAUCAUCUAAAGGAUGAUGAGUGUGAUUAAAUUAUGGAUAAUAAAACUUGCUAUAGAAGUCUUAAGAAUGGAUGUUAACCAUCAGUUAUUUGUGAAGAUAUCAUCGAUCCAAAAAAUGGUUGUGAAUCAAUUUACAUUAAUUCAUAGCCUUGUGUUUAGGUAGGAAAAUUGUGUGUUACAUCUACAAAUUAUAAAUUAUUAUGUCCAUAUUCUGAUUGUUCCAAUACCAAUUGUAUUUUGUAUUAUGGAACUUGCAAAAUGAGGACAUGUGAAGACUAUGAUGCUUAAGAUUGUCAAAAUAAUGAAGGAUGUUAUUUGGAUUAAGAAAACAAUUGUCUAGAAUUAUUGAGAUGUAGUUAGAUUACUGUAGAUUAUUAUGGUGAACAAGCCAUCAAUAUUUGUAACAAGUCCUCAGUGGGUGGUUUCAAAUGCAACUGGUAGAAGUAACAUCUAAUGGAUGAUACUGAAUCGUGUACUAAUAGGUCUUGCGAAAUUUAUGGUGCUUCUUAGAAUAUUUGUUAAGGAAAUGAAAUUAAUGGGUAUUCUUGUGUGUAUUUGAGUGAUUUGGUUUGCAAGUAAUGUGAGUAAAUUACUGAAUCUUGUUUGUGCAAUUAAUAAAAAGGUGUAUGCGUUUAUAAGAAUGGAAAGUGUAGAUCUAUUUUGUGUUCCUCACUAUUGACUAAGGAGAACUGUGCUCUAGCUUCAGAUCGCUGUUAUUGGAGCACUUAUGAAGAUGCGAGCAAUGUGCAAUAGGAGGCUUGUUUAAUAGAAUGUGGGAAAUUGAUGAAUGCAGAUGAGUGCAACAGUAGAAUAAAUGAGUGUUAUUUCGAUAACUAGAAUGGUUUAUGCAUAAAGGGGAAGAAACAAAUUCCUGAUUUGAGUUCUGAGAUUUUCAUAGAGGAGUUCUAUUCUGUCAUGCUUACAGUAUUCAUAUGUCUAAAUAUGAUUAUUUAUGUAUGA